AAGGUGCACACGAGAUACAAUUUGAUGUUUUUUUAAGGUUCACCGUAGUAAAGCUUGGUAUCAACCCAGAUGAACGUUGUUUACAUAUGAUUGCUCGCAUUUUUUUUUAUGAGCAUGUUCUGCAUCUCACAUUAGCUAAUUGCUAGCUAGCCAGCCAGUAUUGCUAACGUUAUUUAACGUUUAUUUGGACCGUUAACUUGGCAACACUGUGUAAGCAACAAUGGAAAGCCUGUACAAGCGUAAAGUGUUCGCGACGUUGCGAAAAAAUAAAGCUGAAGCGUCGAAGAAAAGGGCUCAAAUCGGUCUGCCGUCGUCUAUCCUUGAUGACAGUGACGAGGAGUCCUGCGCGAGCACGACCAGCAUCAGCGCUUCAGAGAGUUACAGUCAGAAUUCGGACAGUGGGAGCGAAAGUACACCUGCCAGUGGGGAACAGAGCCCUGCCAGCGAUGGUAGUAGCUCCAGCGAAGGUAGAUCCCGUCCUCGUCGGAAGCGCGUCCUCGCUGACAGCUCCAGCGACUCUGACAGCGACGUAGGAACCAAGCCUAAAAGGAAAGUCGUUCCCAAAAAACGCAUAAAACAGCAAAGCCAAGAUUCCGAUUCAGAGGACGAGAGUGCCGCACAAAAGGACAAAACAGUUGCCGAAGCUAAAGAGACCGCAGCUAAACGAAAGCAACGCCAGUCUAAACUCCUGGCAUUAUCCAAGAAGAUGAAGUCCCGCGUUCCGAAACGCAGGGUCACGUUGGAGGUAUCUUACCAACAUAUCAUGUAAACGAACAUAACAUAAGUGUUGAUCCUUUGGGCAGAAUCAUGUUGCAUACACCCACAUUAAUCUGUCCAUAUAUGGACUAUAGGGUACUGAGGAAACGUUCUUUGUUGUUGAACAUUGUUUUACAACCCAUGUAUUGCUGUGGUUCUCUUGUAAAUAUCCAGGAUUCAGGUGACGAAGACAAGGGUAAAGUAGCUGAAGAUGUUAGUGGUGAUGAUGAUAAUGAUGAUGAAGAGGAUACCCCUGAAUUAUUGCUGGGCAGCAGUGAAGAAGAGGCAGCAGAUCACAGCGACAGUCUGAAGGACUUCAUAGUUGAGGAUAAGACAGGGGACAAGAGUGAGGAGGUGUCAGAUGAAAAAGCUGUUUCUCUUCCACGCCAGUGUGAGUCAGCUGACACACUUUAUCAUGGGUCAAUGUUUACAGGUAAAAGCACACUGUUUUAUGAUUCCUUUGCUUCUUUCCUCCUUUUCCUAGUCAUCACUGGGUCUCAGCUCAAUCACUUUCAAGUGGUCCUCAAAGCCCUUAUGAUCAACGUCCUGGAUGAAACCUUUCUCAAGUCUCUUUAUGGUAAGUGUUUUUAAACAAUAGAGGUCUCAAACACCAUCCCCAACCAACAUCAUGAUCCAAGUAUAGAGAAUCUAUUUGGUUGAUAACUGUGAGCAGGCGGUGAUCGGACAAAGCGAUAUGCUCAGGAGAUGAAGGCGUCGCUGUUCCACUUUGAUGAGCGGACGAUCCUCCCUCGCCUGGAGAACCUGAAACAGCGGAGCCGCUGGACCGACCGGUACAAGGUAAAGAACCAUUUCACAGAACUUAAACAGGAGUUUGUGUGUAGUCAUUCAACAUUGGCUGCAUAUUCAUUGAUCUCAUCUAUACAGCAAUGCUUGUACUUUGGCUAAGACUUCCAUUCUUAUAUUAUGUUAAAAAACAAUAUAUGGAAACUGGUAUGUGUUUUUGUGUGUCCAUGUGCAGGAGCGGGUGGAGUGUUACCCCAAGGUCCGGCUCUUGAAGUUAGGAUUGCAUCAGAGUGUUUGUGAGGCAUGCAAGCUCCAGAGACAAUGCAGUUUCAGUGUGCGUCUCUCAGGGCAACUGUACGAUCUCAACAGCCUCCAAGAGGACCAAUUCAUGCCCGAUGACACACAGGUACUACAUCUGAAAAGAAAUCAACACUGUCUUUGUUUUAUCCAUCUCUGUCCCCAGAAGAAAGCAUACAUUGGAAUCCCAUCAAAUCCCAUUAACUAAAAGUACAUCAAAACGGAUCAACAUCAGCACCGUAUCAUCAGAUCAAAUAAUUAUGUAUCGGACCUUGCACCAAUUUAUCCUUUUGUGAAAUGUCAGGUUUGCUGUUUGUCUGAGGGAGUGUUUUCAAUGACAGGUCACCUUGCAUGUAUCUUUCCUAAAUGGCAGGCUUUCAGUGUGGGCUCCGUUUGUGCCAGCCGAACAGGGGUGUAUCAUGCUCUGAAACACUUCAAGUACCACUUGUUUCAACACUGCCGGACAGUGAUGGAGGAGGAGAAGAAUGGAGAGGAGCCAGUGAAGGAAACAGUGAAAAGGGUGUUCACCAAACUGGAGGAGAGUGGCUGGAUCUCAGAGGUAUGUACCCCACUUCCCCUCCAUAAAAGAACAGUACUCCUCAUUGAAUUAUCAUCCACAUCUGUCUGUUUCAGAAAACCCUCUUACUUGCUCCCCCACACUGUCAUUUUGUGGAAUAGAAAUCGAUACUCUCUGAUUUUCCUCACCACUUCACUCCCAUAUCUGUCUCUCUCAGCAAUAUGAGAAGUUCCAGGACCAUCUUAAUGAUGCAGACUACUUCCAGGAGGAGAAGCUAGACUGAAGGAUUACGACAGACAGGAUCCAUAUCUACAUCCUAUUAUAGGCAUCCAUUUAACAGUUUUAUGGUUUAUUCUGCACAUUGUUAGGAAAUAAGUGUUUUAUUAAUAUAUAUACUGUUCAUUUGACUUCAGUUCAAUGUUAACAUUUAAGAUUGUAAUGAAAAGCUUUUAAAAAACAUUUCCUCCUUUUGUUGUCACCAUUUAAGAAGACAUCUAUUGCAUCUGUAUUAUAUCAACCAUUUUAUAUCAUGCUCAUUAGGGCAGACGUAUGUCAUAUACUGUAUGUGCAAAGUUUGAGAGAUGAAGCAGAAUACUCUGGUAUUGCUGUAAAUCAAAGAAAUGCUACUCCUGAGUUCUUUAAACUAUCCUGGUUACCUUCCCUACUUAGUUGAAGCAGUGUUGUCCUUCCAAUAGUUAAGAUAAUGCCAAAUGGAGUUUGCUAUGACAGAUUACCUCAAAUGACAUGAGUAAUGUUCUAUAUUGCGGAUUACACUAUCUAGUAUA
Molecule: messenger RNA, 3099 nt
Organism: Coregonus sp. 'balchen'
Lineage: Eukaryota; Metazoa; Chordata; Actinopteri; Salmoniformes; Salmonidae
Source: the annotation of a GenBank genome assembly